Molecule: messenger RNA, 219 nt
Organism: Miscanthus lutarioriparius
Lineage: Eukaryota; Viridiplantae; Streptophyta; Magnoliopsida; Poales; Poaceae
Source: the annotation of a GenBank genome assembly
AUGAGCCAGAUCGUGCGCGCGCUGGAGGGCGACGCGUCGCUGGAGGAUCUGCACCAGGACGGCGUCAAGCCGGGGCAGAGCGUGCUCUUCUCCGGCGGUAGCUCCGACAGCAUCUCCCGACUAAGGCAGAUCGCCUUCGACAGCGGCGAAUACGGCGACUACACCUCGGACUACAGCACCGACUCCUCAAUCGGUGGCCGACCGCCGCGCAGGCCAUGA